This is a messenger RNA of Colletotrichum graminicola M1.001, 1155 nucleotides long. Its product is annotated as RNA recognition domain-containing protein. The transcript has a single exon. Lineage: Eukaryota; Fungi; Ascomycota; Sordariomycetes; Glomerellales; Glomerellaceae. Gene Ontology annotation, molecular function: mRNA binding. The record is from RefSeq and is a predicted model, not a curated record. Bases 1 to 1155 code for a protein of 384 amino acids.
AUGGCAUACCCGCCCCCUCCAGGUAUCUCAAGCGGGCCUUCCGCCGGCAAUCCGUCCUCUCACCCCUCCCUGCCCGCACGGCCGCCCCCGUCCAAGACCUCCGGAGGCUUCAAGCCCGCCUUCAAACCCGCGUUCGGCGCGGCAGCCUCCCCAGCGGCAGCGCCCACCUAUUCGAGCGCAUCAAGCUACACGCCAGCGCCCGCCCCCAACUAUGGCACCUCCUACCAGUCCUAUCCGCAACACUCCUCGCCCGCGGUAGGGAGCGCAGGGCCCUAUCAGACACCGCCAUCCUCAUACAACCAAUACCCACAAGCCGGCGCCGGUGCCGGUGCCGGUGCCAGCUACGGUCAGGCCACGAGCUACAAUGCGCCGCCUUCCACGUACGGCGCUGCCCCGCAGAUCCGUAACCCUUUCCCGAUCCCCGGCAGCGCCACCGACUACGACCCCGACAUGGCGAUGCAGAUAGCCCAAUGGCAGAGCGCAUACAGCUCCCGGGAUGCGACGAACAGAGACGUCGUCGGCGGUCCCGGCGGUCGCGGCGCCCCGGCGACGGGCGGCUCGGCGGCGGUCCCCUCCGUCGUGCCCGACCCCGCAGCAGUCGCCGCGGCAGCGGCAGCGGCGAACCAGCCCCCGGAGCGCAAGAAGACCGUCGUCCGAGAGGGCGGCGGCAAGAAGUGGACGGACGAUACCCUGACCGAGUGGGACCCAAGCCACCUGCGCCUUUUCGUCGGCAACCUCGCGGGCGAGGUGACGGACGAGUCUCUUCUCAAGGCCUUUGCGCGGUGGAAAUCCGUGCAAAAGGCGCGCGUCAUCCGCGACAAGCGCACCGCCAAGUCAAAGGGCUACGGCUUCGUCUCCUUCAGCGACGCCGACGACUUCUUCCAGGCCGCCAAGGAGAUGAACGGCAAAUACAUUCAGAGCCACCCCGUCACGGUCCGCAAGGCCAACACGGAGAUCAAGAUCACCAAUGUCAAGGAGAAGAACCAUCACAACAACCGCAAGAACAAGAACAAGAAGCACUCCGGCAACGGCGGCAGCGGCAGCAAGCAUGCCGGCGAGGGUACCGGAUACGAGCCCCACCUCGGCCCCGUGCACAGCCACGGCGUCACCAAGCCGGGGCAGAAGACCAAGAACGGCCUCAAGCUGCUCGGGUGA